Molecule: messenger RNA, 1395 nt
Organism: Aaosphaeria arxii CBS 175.79
Lineage: Eukaryota; Fungi; Ascomycota; Dothideomycetes; Pleosporales
Product: glycosyltransferase family 4 protein
Exons: 2
Coding region: 1-1395 (464 amino acids)
Molecular function (GO): alpha-1,3-mannosyltransferase activity; GDP-Man:Man(1)GlcNAc(2)-PP-Dol alpha-1,3-mannosyltransferase activity
Source: RefSeq, a predicted model, not a curated record
AUGGCCACCAAACCACAGAACAUUGUGUUCUUCCAUCCGGAUCUGGGCAUAGGAGGGGCUGAGCGGCUUGUGGUGGACGCUGCAGUGGGCCUACAGAAGAGGGGGCAUACUGUCACCAUCUACACAUCGCACUGUGAUCACGACCAUUGCUUCGACGAAGCCCGCGAUGGUACCCUCAAGGUCUUAGUGCGCGGAAAUUCGAUCGUACCUACCACCGUCUUCGGUCGCUUCGCUAUCCUAUGUGCUAUACUGCGCCAGUUGCAUCUGAUAGUCCAAAUUGCAUGGUUCAGCUCCGAGCUUCAAGAACUCAACCCUUCCGCGUUUUUCAUCGAUCAGCUUAGUGCUGGAAUACCUCUCCUCCGAAUACUUUUCCCAUCUGUGCGAGUACUAUUUUAUUGCCACUUCCCAGACAAACUUCUCGCAAAAGAAGGAGGCACCUUGAAAUCUUUAUAUCGUGCACCCUUUGAUUGGGUAGAGAGCUGGAGUACAGGCUGCAGUGACAAGAUUGUGGUCAAUAGCAAGUUCACGAAAGGCAUUUUCCGAUCGGCGUUCCCUAGCUUAAAGCACCGCGAACCUGGUGUAGUCUAUCCAUGCGUGGACAUAAAUACUGGGGAUGCGACUGACAAGGUACUGCCCGUGUGGAAGAAUAAGAAGGUUGUUCUAAGCAUCAACCGGUUUGAAAAGAAGAAGGACGUUGCUCUAGCGAUUAAGGCAUAUGCUGGUUUAACUCAUGCAGAGCGGAAUGACACGAGACUUGCCAUUGCGGGCGGCUACGAUCCUCGGGUAGCAGAGAAUGUGAAUACAUAUAAGGAGCUAUGCGACCUGGCGGACGCGCUGAAACUCAAGCAUGCGACUGCAAGGACUAUUGUGACAGCACAGGGCGUUUCCGACGAUGUUGACAUCGUGUUCCUCCACUCCGUACCCAGCGCACUUAAGACCGUACUGCUUAAAACAUCUCGCCUGCUGGUAUAUACUCCUCUUCAUGAGCAUUUUGGCAUUGUCCCUCUGGAAGCUAUGCUAGCUGGCACACCCGUACUUGCCGCCAAUGAGGGAGGCCCGACGGAAACUGUAGUGAGUGGACAAACAGGGUGGCUGCGCGACGUCACGAAGGUUCAAGAUUGGACGGAGGUCAUGCGUAUCGCCCUAGAAGAUGGUGAGGGCGAGGCGAGACGGAAAGAGAUGGGCAAGUGGGGGAAAGAGAGGGUGGUCGCAGAGUUCUCCCAAGAGAGGAUGGCAGAGACGCUGGAAGGAGAAAUCCAAAGCAUGAUGAAGCCUGGACGGCCACGGCCGCCCAUAGUUGGCAUACCUCCAGUCAUACUUGCGGUCGGCUUGAUGCCGAUAUUGGUCAUGCUCAGCUUCUGGUUUUCCAAUAUGAUAGACAGUGGUAAACAAUAG